GGGCAUCGAAAAAUUGUAUCAAACAAAAAACAGAAGUAUUCUUCCGUAAUACGUACAAGUUGAUGUAGAAGUAAGUUCGUCUUAGUUGGGUAAAAGUGGAGUUAUACAAAAGUAGGUGAAGUUUCUAUAUAUGAUAUAGGGACGCACGGCCCCCCGCCCCCCUGUGAAUGGCCCUGCACUGGCGCUUGCGCGCUCUUUUCCGAGCUGCUUUGCGCGGAUUGUCGGGGUGGAAGGCGUCAAAACUGGGAGCGGGCGCCCCCUUGCGCCUCUCUGCGUGUUCCCGACAUAGAAGGCCGCCGAAGGCGGCGACGGUCUGGAGACCUGGGCCCUUUUGCCGGGUUGCCCUCACCACAGGAGGCAGGAGGCCGAUGACCAAGGGCCCGGAGGCUACAGGCCACACGGCUGAGGGGGUCCAGCCUUGCGCCUUUUGCCGCCUUCAGAGGCCUUCCGCACCCGGCACCCUGCUGCUGCGGCGAGGGGCCAGCACAUGGGAAACCUGUAGGGUACACGCAGGCAGCUGGAAGCGAGGGAAAGAGGCCCCUUGCGCCUCUUUGGAAGCCUUCCACCCCCGGCAGACGCCUCCAAAAGAGGCCCGGGGAUCCACGCCCCCCCCCGGCGCUCGGAGGGCGGCCGCUACCCUGAACCCUGGCGCAUAUAUCUAUACUAGUUUGCAGUUGUAUCUACGUUUUGGGGUAGCGUUACAAUUAAUCUUCAAGACAGCUGCACACUCGCCAGUUGUGCUCAAUAGUGAAAACAGUCAGUCGACUUGUUGUACCUUCUUUGCACCUCGGUGGUUCAAAUUUAUGAGGUUGCUUGAAUAAAUGGGAACGGAAGGUUUCGGGGGUGUCUCAGUAAUCAGGAUAAUUUGAGUACAAAUAUGUUCGUUGGUGAACGUUAUUUUUCAAAGUUGUAGACAGAGUAGUACGUAGAAUAGAUAUGCGUUCUUAUGUUGACUUUCGGUUUCGGAGUAUAUACUUAAAUAAACAAAGUUUUUUGUAUCUGGUUUGCUCUUUUGUCGAUCUUUGUGUGGAUAUCUUGAGAGCAGCAGCUUUAUCGGUCUUGAUAUAGAUGUAGAAUAUAGACCUACAUUUGGCUCAUGGCUUUUUUUAGUAGUUUCGCUGCAUAUGGACACUAAAUACAACAUUUUUUUUAUAGACGAACAAAUUAUCAAUGACGUUUUCUUCCCAUAUGAGUGAUCUAUAUUUGAACGUAGUUUAGUACCCCACUCUUUUCGCGCAGAGCACUCUGACGAGAAACGAUUGCCAUUGACAUUUUUAGCGAUAUUGCUUAGCGACGUUUUUACUGACUUACUGUUCUACUUCUUGUUCUUGCCCCAGUAAGAACGAUUGACAAUGAAUAGAGUAUUCGAAUUUUUUGGGAGUGGCUUGUCCGCCCUAACUUCUCCGAAUAAGAACAAGAGUGCAGCUUCAUCUCAGCCAACUAGUUCUUCUUCUUCCGCCGCAGAUAAUAGUACUGCCACCAACCAGGACGCCGCUAUUCAAGGACAUGGCGACGCGCUGUCCUCUUCUGUUCUGGGUGCUCCUGCGAACGGAGGCGCUUCUCAGCCAUCCAUCACAACAUCGUCCUUUACUCUACUAGGCGGACAAGAAAGGAGUUUGAACAACGACCAUCGCAGCGUCGUACCAGAGGCCGUCGGAUUGCACAACGGUUUGAAUACAACUUCGAAUACUGUACAGCGCACCGACAUGCAGGCAACAGCUUCCAGCAGCGGUGCAGAGAGCAUGGUGACAUCGGCGGCCAGCAUGGUUCAUCCACCUCAGCACAACGACAUGAUCAAUGAGACUAGUAUAUUCAGUAUGGGCAACAGCACGAACGGAAACCACAUGCAUCAGCAAGUCCAACAUAGCAGUAACAUCAUUCCCUCGUCUGCGCCUACGUCCAACUGCUACGCACCACAGAUGUCAAUGCCUACAGCAAACAUCUUGUCUAGCGGAAUGGUGCCACAUGCUGUGGCUCCGGGGCUUGGUGUGGCAUCGGACGCACGCGCCCUAGCAUCGUCCGCAGCCGACGCUCUCGUCGAUGUCGACGAGGCGAAGCAUCCAAAUUCAGCUUCGUCGUGUCUGAACAACAACGGUCCAACAUCAAUGACUGCGUCAGGAAUGAGUGGCCCUGGUGGCGGCGUCGGCCAGUCCGAAAUGAACAAGGCCAUCUUGAGUUCUGCACCCUUUUCAGAGGGCAACAGCACGAAUAUUCAAAGUUUCUCCACCGCGUCGAGCAGCCCCAUGCUUGCCCCCGGUGGUCUUGUGAGCACUACCACCGAACUGCAACUCGAUGACACCGGACGCCUUGUCGCGGUACAACGCACGAUAGAUCAGACGACUUUGGUCACGCCUGAUCUGAACAAGACCUCCAUGCAGUCCCGCGGUCUCACUGCAACCACUGGUUUCACACAAUAUAGAAGUUGACCGGUCACCUGCUAGAUUUUCGAUGCAGAUAAAAAGGAAGUGUCUGAACUGUCUUGAUAUCGUUGUGUAGCCAAUUAUACAGCGAAGCACAUAACAGACGUUCUAGCAGUGUAAAAAAAUUUUUAGGCUGCUAUCCUCCCACACCGAGAUAUGAUUCUCCCCCCAAUCGCAAUAGCCAGCGUCCCACAAAAAGUCUCAAGGACGUUGCUCGUAGCUUCAUUCGCACCAUCUAACUCAUGCUAGAUACCUAGUUAAAUCAUCCGACUACUCGGAAAUAGGAUCAUCCACAAAAGAUUACCAACAAACAAAUCCCCGCUACAGCAAAUUCCGGACACUCUGCGCAGACAGCUACACCGAAGAGCGAUCGCGCUGCCCGCCUGCAGACGACGGUGGAAGAGGGAGUAUCUACACUUAGUAUUUCAGUUUCUGCAGUAUCAUAGAUUUGGACUCUGGAUGUGCUACUACAGGCAUUCAGCACUUGUUCCCGAACAGGUCUGGCAAACCAGAACCAGAUAGAACCAGAUUUUUGUUUCCUGAUUCGUCCUGAAAGGUUUGUCUUCGUCUCCCACUCCUUCCUUCCAUCAAACAUGCAAUAGGGUGGAGAAGAUGAAGACACGCAACAGAUUAUUGAGCAAUUCAAUAGCGCGGUGGCUCGCGAUAAUCCAGGAGAAGGUGGAACAACUAGAAAAAAGAUUCCAGUCGCCUGCAGACACUGGUACUUUUUGAUCUUUCCUGUAAAUGAGCUUCAAACCACUCGUGUUCGCAUACAUAGAAAAAGAACCGAGGAUCAUAUGAUUUGCUUUUGCAUGUUGAAUAUCGCUCUUUGGGGAAGUCUUUCUGUGAUGGAACUCGCAACAAGCAGCUCCAAGGGCUUUCGCUCGGCCUCCGAUGGGGGUACUCCGAAUACGAACCCAGUCAGCGCUGUUUACAGACACUCACCCUACAUGGAUAUGUGAUUGAUCUUCGUAAAUAAACAUCAGGCUGGCCGGCCGCUGCAACGUCAUACAUUGUCGUUUCCUGCAUGAGUCGAAUGCACCGCAGGAGGGAGAAGCUGAAAUACCGACUCCUGCACCACAGCCGCCGCCGCCAGCGCGACCGCAGCAGUCGAAACAGCAUGACACCUCCCGCAUUGUAUUGCUUUCUGAAUCUAGUAAACUGCCAACGCAUACUUUCCUAGAGAGUGAAUCUUUCCCCAAAGAGGCACCGUAAAUAUAUCACACAUCCAACACUGUAGUAUUAAAAAGAUCUUGUCUUGAUCUUUAAUGCUGGAAUAAUCCACUGUUUAACGCAUUGUCUCUCAGGUGUGUCGACAUUGGCUGCAAAAUCGUUGCAAUGUCCUUGCCUGUAGGUUUAUGCAUUCGAAUGAAUUCCGCUAUGAGGAGUGUUACCGAGACGAUUCGCGCCGCCCGCGAGAGCAGGUCAGCCGCAACCGUAGGGACGAUCGCUACAUCGAUUACUCCCCUGAUCGCGACGAUAUCUACUGCGCGUAUUAUUCCAUGUGAAAAAUGUCAGCGUCUAUGUUUAAGUGUAAAGACGCACGCGUCAUUGUCGGAGAAUUUCGACGUCUUCCGCAUGUAAUUCUUUCAUGUAAACAUGAUAGAAAUUGAAAUAGGUUUUCUUGAUCCCCGAGAACUCCAUCUAGUUCUGAUUCAUUGUUAUCAUUUUCACGAUUACCAGUGAUGCCGCAGACUACUACGGCGCUUCGGUCCCGACGACAGCGGAAAAACCAGCUACGGCGCAGAAGGACCUGGGACAUGUGAAUCUGGGUUCGAUGAACAUGAAAUCUGAAAUGGAUAAAGUGAACGUUUGCCGUCACUUCCUUGCUGGCCGCUGUAACGUAUCGCAGUGUCGCUUUCCUCACAUUCUUCCCGAAGACUUGCCAGCAUGUACAUCGUUUUCGUUGGGCUCUCUUGCGUUUUGAAUGUGAGUGCUUGAGCUUGUAUGAUUCAUCCAGUCUCAUCAGGUAGCCAAAUAGGGCGACUAUAAUUGGUGAGCUUAGGAUCUCCAUAAUUAAGGUACUUUAGUUUGGUAAUAUUUUCCUAAGGACAACAUCGUCAUCUAUCUUUCGUUUAUUCUCACUGCAGAUGUUCGGGCUCUCGAAGAAAAUCGGGAAUAUCUGACGGCUUUCGACCAACGAAGCGGAGGGCGUACUGUAUCACGCAGUGCGACAGGUUACAGCGGGGCUAGUCCUACACGUACAUACGGGUCGAAUUCCAGAGACGCGGAACUUGCUGCUCGCAGUACCCGUCCCGAUGUGUCAGCGUACUAUCCUUCCUACUCAACGACCACUGGUGCAGCAAGUGCAUAUCAGCCCGCGUCGUUUCCCACUGCUUCCACACUGCCGCAUUCAGGUGUGCCACCGAGGUAUUGUUAUUUGCUUUGUUGUUUUUAUUCUAGCUGCGACAUUUCAUGUCAACUACUUGUGCUUCUUGUUCUCUUUAUCAGUUAUUUGUCUCGUCUCCGAACACAAUAAAAAUGAUCUCUUGAUGGAUACCCAUCGACAAACUGAGCCUGACCCUUGUCAAUGUACUAAAUAACACAUCAAUCUAACUUUCUCAUAAUUAUAGAAGGAAACUUUUUCUAGGUCGGGAGCUGCAGUGCCGGGAUAUAUGGAUCAGUCAGCGGUUGUUCCAUCUGCAAGUGUUUACGAGCUGCCACCAUCCUACGGGGCGCAAGCCGCAGUAUUUUCUAUCAUUCUUCAGCAUAGGUUACUAGACUGCAGUUUUCCUUUCGCAAUAGCAUUGCAAGAGCUAUCCAGACUGCAUAUGACUCACCAGUAAAGCUUUGGGAUUACCAACGUUUCUCUCAACUGAGAGAGGAUGAAUAGGCCACGUGAUUCGACUUUUCAGGUGGAUCCGUUGGUGCAGGUCACUGCUGCUACAGGCUAUCCGCAGUAUUCGACCGCGGGUCUCAAUCAAGACUACAGCGCCUAUUUAGCUGGAAUGCCUUCGUCCCACGACGGCCUGUCUGCAGUGGACACGUACGCGAGCGGAGCCGCCGCCGCUGCAGCGAUGUCGAUGGCGCCUCACACCGCGGGCAACACUGCUACUUAUCCUACAGGAUAUGCUCAGGCCCCGCCGCUGCAGCAGGGGUACCCGCAGCAGCACGCAACGAUGCAACAGUCCUUAGUUGGGGCAGCUCCGUCUUACUACUGA
Amoebophrya sp. A25 is the source of this 5581-nucleotide messenger RNA. Lineage: Eukaryota; Dinophyceae; Syndiniales; Amoebophryaceae. The record is from the annotation of a GenBank genome assembly.